UCUGGAUCCGUUUGCAAGAAAUGGUGGGAACCGGGGAGGGCACAAAUAACGGCCCUCUUGCCAGCAACCCACUGAUUCAGGACGUCCUUCCCUUCCUCUCUCCACUUCACGAACAGGAGACUGAGGAGUGCCGAUGAUGGAAGCGAUGCAAUUACGGAGCGCCGCCGCUGAAACGACUGUCUAUGUUCCUCGUGGGAGGAUCCCUGGAGACUUCAAGCGCGUGAUAUCUUGCUGCGUUCGUAGUUCGGCGUUGCAAAGUAAAGUUGAAUCAAGCAUAGUGAGAUGGUCGAAGCGUCAAUCGUUGUUUUCCGGCGAACGCCAAUUUGAGGUGGUUGUUCCGAGAAGAGGCUCGUAUGGGCGGACGACGAGGAUCACUUCAUGCUCGGACUGUAAUGUCGGUCCAUACAGGAGCGGUGAAAGUCUUGUCCAUCAGCGAGGGAGCUUGAUUGAUAGCAUUAAGGAAGGCAUUAGUGUGCUGAUUGGACGAUCUCCUAAUAGAUCGACGUUCAGUACUGUUGAAAGUGAGCUCAUAGUUCUUUCUAUACCUGCAAUGGUCGGCCAAGCAAUUGAACCAUUGUCUCAGUUGUUGGAGACAGCUUACGUUGGAAGAUUAGGUCCGCUUGAAUUGGCUUCAGUUGGUGUAUCUGUUUCAAUCUUUAACAUUAUAUCAAAGUUGUUUAACAUUCCUCUGUUAAGCGUCACGACCUCAUUUGUAGCUGCGGAUAUUGCGAAGUCCUCAAAGAUGGAUUCCAUUGGAGGUUUAGUGGCUGAAAAGAAACAAUUGCCAUCCGUUUCAACUGCCAUACUUUUGGCAGCUGGCAUUGGUAUGGUUGAAGCAUUUGCUUUAUAUGUUGGAGCUGGAAGCUUCCUCAAUGUUAUGGGCAUACCACCUGAUUCACCAAUGUGGGGUCCAUCACAGCGUUUUCUCUCCCUAAGAGCACUUGGUGCUCCUGCUGUUGUGGUUUCUCUUGCUAUACAAGGUGUAUUCCGUGGAUUCAAGGAUACAAAAACACCUUUGUUAUGUACAGGCAUUGGCAACCUGGCAGCAGUAUUUCUAUUUCCUCUUUUGAUGUAUUCUCUUGGCCUUGGCGUAAGUGGAGCUGCAGCAUCUGUUGUGGUAUCUCAAGAGAGAGAGAGAGAGAGCACGAGGGUAUGUGGUCUUCACAGGUGGAUAGGGAUUUUUCUUCCUACCUCAAAUUUAGCUCCCGAGCACCCUGUUCUAUGGAUCAUGGCAGAUUUAUGUUAUUGGGAUGGUGACUGUAGAUACAUUAUUACUAUCUUGCUCAUCUGGCUCUUGAGUAAGAAAGUUAUAUUGCUGCCCCCCAAAAUGCAAGACCUACAGUUUGGUGGCUACAUGAAGUCAGGUGGUUUUCUUCUUGGGAGAACUCUUUCAGUUUUAAUGACAAUGACUUUGGGUACUGCAAUGGCUGCUCGUCAGGGCCCUGUAGCUAUGGCUGCUCAUCAGAUAUGUCUGCAGGUUUGGUUGGCUGUGUCUCUCCUGACUGAUGCAUUAAGCUUGUCUGGUCAGGCCAUGAUUGCUAGUGCUUUCCCCAAAGGAGAAUAUAAGAGGGUUAAGGACGUCACUUACUGUGUUUUGAAGACAGGAUUAUUUGCUGGAGUUUCUUUGGCAGUAAUAUUAUGUGCAUCUUUUGGCUCUAUAGCUAAAUUAUUCACCAAGGAUUUUGAGGUUCUAGGAAUUGUCAAAUCUGUGGCACUGUUUGUUGGUGCUAGCCAGCCUGUCAAUGCACUUGCAUUUGUGUUUGAUGGACUACAUUAUGGAAUAUCUGAUUUCCAAUAUUCUGCUUUCUCAAUGAUGACUGCUGCUGCAAUUUCUUCUGUGGUUUUGCUCUAUGCUCCACCCAUUUUUGGUCUUCAUGGAGUUUGGUUAGGCCUGUCUGCCCUCAUGGGCUUGCGUAUGGCUGCUGGUGUUUUUAGGUUAGGAUCAAAAACUGGUCCAUGGUGGUUUUUGUGGACUGACUUCCAGAAAAAUGAGUUUGGUGCAUCAAGGUUGCAGAAUUGAGAUCUUUUACAAUUAUUAUCUGCUUUGUUCCUCAUUCUCUGCAAAUACAUGGACAAGAAGUAGUGAUGGCAUUUCACAGGUUAUGGUAGAAGUUACCAGUCACCACAUGAAGCAGCCCUUCUCCUUUUUCCAGGCUUCACAAUUGACUUUAGGGAGCACAGAACCCUCUGACAGCAGACUUCUGAUUCACAUGCUGCUGAGCAGUCCUCCAUUAGAGAUGUAUCUGACAGGUCCUCUCCUUCAGAUUAUACUGUCCUACUCCUGCGGAGAGCUCUUCUCAGAGAAAUGUACUUAUACCAUAAGCAAAAAAGGAUGACACAAUAAAUCUGUAUUCGUCCAAUCGUUUUUAUUUUUAGCCAGCCAGUCUUGGAAAACUUUCACUGGACUGCAGAUAUUGUAGGGGCUUUCCUCUUCUAGGCUGGGCAACAAAAUUUUGAUGCAGCGGCUAGGUGAACUUUUUUGGACAAUUUUCA
Nymphaea colorata (pocket water lily) is the source of this 2493-nucleotide messenger RNA. Its product is annotated as protein DETOXIFICATION 45, chloroplastic. The record is from RefSeq and is a predicted model, not a curated record. The transcript is spliced from 17 exons. Lineage: Eukaryota; Viridiplantae; Streptophyta; Magnoliopsida; Nymphaeales; Nymphaeaceae. Bases 134 to 2020 code for a protein of 628 amino acids. Gene Ontology annotation, biological process: transmembrane transport. Gene Ontology annotation, cellular component: membrane. Gene Ontology annotation, molecular function: xenobiotic transmembrane transporter activity; antiporter activity.